Molecule: messenger RNA, 2452 nt
Organism: Planococcus citri (citrus mealybug)
Lineage: Eukaryota; Metazoa; Arthropoda; Insecta; Hemiptera; Pseudococcidae
Gene: csul
Product: protein arginine N-methyltransferase 5
Exons: 11
Coding region: 295-2163 (622 amino acids)
Biological process (GO): regulation of DNA-templated transcription; peptidyl-arginine N-methylation
Cellular component (GO): nucleus; cytosol
Source: RefSeq, a predicted model, not a curated record
UCAAGCAAUGCGCACCCAGGUCGAAGUCAAUAAAAUUUCAACACAUAAAUUUUUUCCGCUCGGUGAAGAAUGAAAUUUUUGAAAUUUUAAUCAAUUUAAAAGAAUUGCGUACGAAUAGUGGAAAUGCAAUUCAAUUGGAGUCGGCAAAUUGAAGCAGUUGAACUUGGCGUACACUUUUCAGCUACUUACAAUCAGCUCUCCUGAGGAUAUCUCACGUGUUUAUAAUCAAUGAUUACAUAUUUUCCGUAAUAUAAAUUGAAUUCGAUCAUCAUUCGUUAAAUUCAAGAGUGUACGAUGACUAAGAAAGAUGCACUUCAGAUUGGAUACGAUUUUUGCACUGUCUCCAACAUCGCCACAGCAGUUUCGUUGGCGAAUGAAGUUGGUUAUAGUAAAUACUACGUACCUAUAGCUCACCCGCGUUUUAAGCGAGAAUUUUGUGAUGAAGAUAUCAUCAAAAGCAAUGGAGACGAUUUUUCCAGAUCUUUAGUCGCUGUUUAUCCUCAAGAUUGUAUAAAUUACAUUGUUGGGAAGCUAUCAGACUACGUUGAUGUAGAUAGCGAAAACGUAAAGUUGAGAAAAUUUAGCGAAUGUACUGUUGAUCAAGAAAUACGAUGGUGUAUCUAUCUUGGAAUUUCCAAUAUUUUGAUUACGUUACCAGUGAAUGGUUCUUUCGUUAAUCUUGCUAGAAUAAUAUAUUCCAAAUUCAAAGCAACUCAUUCUUCACCUACGUUUCUAGUUAAAGUUUCCAUGAUUUCUCCGAAAAGUAGUGCCGCAUCUUACGUUGGCGAUGAAGUAUCGAUCAAUGACUCCUGGGAGAGGUGGAACAGUUUCAGAACGUUUUGCGGUUCAGAAAAAAAACUACGCGUAGCUUUGGAAAUCAGUGAAAAUUUACCGGAUGAGAAAGAAAUAGCUCGAUGGCUGGGCGAACCUCUAGCUUGUGUUUUUAUAAACACUAAAACGUUCCUUACAAAUCAUAAAGGUUAUCCCGUCUUAUCCAAAGCUCAUCAAGACUUGGUAAUUAGUGUGAUGAAGAGACACGUCCAUGUUGUAAUUAGCGGAUCAGCUAGAGAAGAUACUUUAUUGUACUACCAACAGUAUAUUAAUUUUCUCUGGCAAAAAGUCGAUUUUAGUAGCGAGAACACCAGUUUUACUCACGGUUACGAAGAUUUCUUGCAAAUACCUUUGCAACCUUUGAUGGAUAAUUUGGAUCGUUAUACGUACGAAGUUUUUGAACAAGAUCCUGUGAAAUAUCGAGAAUACCAACGCGCUAUGAAAUUGGCAUUGAUUGAUAAGAAAGCCGUAAAGGAAGAAUCCUACCAGUUCAUCAUUAUGGUGGUUGGUGCCGGUCGAGGACCAAUAGUGAACGCUGCAUUGAACGCAGCUAAAGAAGCCAAUGCAAAUGUGCAUGUUUACGCUGUUGAAAAAAAUCCAUUUGCUGUUGUAUCGCUUCAAACUCAAAAAUUGGACAGAUGGAAAGACAGUGUUACUAUAAUCGCCAGUGAUAUGAGGGCAUGGAAUUCUACGGUGAAAGCCGAUAUUAUUGUUUCUGAACUUUUGGGUUCUUUUGGCGAUAAUGAACUUUCGCCUGAAUGUUUAGAUGGCGUCCAACACCUUUUAAAAGAUGACGGUAUUAGUAUUCCAUCGAGUUACAACUCCUACAUCUGUCCUACUCAGACGCACAAAAUCUAUUCAGAAAUUUUAGAUUUUGUUGAUCGAGAAAAACCUCCUCAUCAUAGGUUUGAAUUGCCGUACGUUGUACAUUUACAAACCAUUUAUCAUCUAGCUCCCAUUCAGAAACUGUUCACAUUCGUUCAUCCAAACCACGAAACGCCUAUCGAUAAUACAAGGUUCAAAAAAUCGGUUUUUGAAAUUGAUCAGGACUCCGUUCUUCAUGGUUUUUCCGGAUUCUUUGAUACAGUUUUAUAUAAAGAUGUCAUUUUGAGUAUCGUUCCCGAAACGUAUUCCGAGGGCAUGUUCAGCUGGUUUCCUAUAUUCUUCCCCAUAAAGGAACCAGUUCAGUUACGGAAAGGAGACAAAGUUGAAGUUUCGUUUUGGAGACUUCACAACGAUAAAAUUGUUUGGUACGAAUGGCUCGUGUCGGCUCCUGUUAGUUUACCUGUUCACAAUCCUAAUGGCCGAUCAUAUUUCAUCGGAUUAACUUGAAAGCAUUUAUUCGUGUUCUGUUUUUGUGGCUGUUUUAUAUGUAUUAACAAAGAAUGCAAUCUUUUUCUAAUUUUCUAAUUAUAAGUAUAUUUUUCUUUUUUUCCAAAUUUCGUGGACUUCACUAGCCGGCCUAGUUGAUUAAAAUCAUCAAACUGACAGCGUGUCGAGAUUAUUUUCAGUAGAACAAAAAUUAUACAUCUUUGUAAUUCAAUUAUUAGUAAAUUUCACUCUGAAUAUUUUCUGUAAUAUCAACCAAAUUGCAUAUUACAUAUUGAGUUUUUGAGUUCGA